Molecule: messenger RNA, 2128 nt
Organism: Bombus pyrosoma
Lineage: Eukaryota; Metazoa; Arthropoda; Insecta; Hymenoptera; Apidae
Gene: Tk
Product: tachykinins
Exons: 7
Coding region: 140-1156 (338 amino acids)
Source: RefSeq, a predicted model, not a curated record
GUCACGUCGAUCGGGUCUCAACUUUGAAUCACCCUCUGCUCCUCCGAGAAUCGUAAACGAAUCUUUAAUUCGAGCCAAUCGACAACGAAAAUCAUCGUUAUUCUACUGACGAGGACAUCUUUACGCUCAUCUACGAAGAAUGAUCAUCCCUUCGACGUUUUUGUUAAUGGUAUCCGUCACAUUCGCGAUCGCCGAAGAGUCCAUGUCAGAAAAUGUUCUCUCCGACAAACGUGCCGUUAUGGGAUUUCAAGGAAUGCGCGGGAAAAAGAAUUUUGACUCUUUGGAUCCGGAGGACUUUGGAAUUUUGAAACGUGCGAUCAUGGGCUUCCAGGGAAUGCGUGGAAAGAAAAACUCGAUAAUCGCUGACGUUGAAAAUCAACUUUUCCCCGAGGAGACUAAUAAGCGUGCGCCAAUGGGUUUUCAAGGCAUGAGAGGCAAGAAAGCUUCGUUAGAUGACGAAUAUUACAAACGUGCACCGAUGGGAUUUCAGGGAAUGAGAGGCAAGAAAUCUCUCGAGGAGAUCUUAGAUGAAAUUAAAAAGACUACCACGAGAUUCCAAGAUGCAAGAAGCAAAGACAUGUACGUGAUUGAUUAUCCAGAAGAUUAUGAAAAGAGAAUAUUGUCGAUGGAAGGAUAUCCGAAUAUUUUCGAUAAGGAAGGCGAAUUCUUGUGGGAGAAGAGAGCUCCGAUGGGAUUCCACGGGAUGAGAGGCAAAAAAUUAAUUCUUGACCCGUGGCAAGAUCUUGAUAAACAAGACGUUAUGGGGUUUCAGGGGCUGCAACGUAGGAAGGAUACGUUCGAUGAUUAUUUAGAUUAUUCGAUGAAUCCGUCAGAUUACGAGAAAAGGGCUGCGGAUUUUCAAGAUAUAGAAAGCGGUAGCGAUUCGUUUAAAAGAGCUCGCAUGGGUUUUCAUGGGAUGAGAGGUAAAAGGAACGUCGGGGAGAUUUAUGGAUCUAAUUCGAGCCCUACGCAAACGACGAUCGGUUAUCAAGGCGUAAGCAACCAGGGAAACAAUCUCGCUGUGUACGAAAUUGAAAAGCGUUCACCCUUCAGAUAUCUUGGAGUCAGAGGAAAGAAGAAUCCACGAUGGGAAUUCCGAGGAAAAUUCGUAGGGGUGAGAGGCAAAAAAGCGUCGUCUUUGCAAUCUGUCUAUUAAUGUAUCACAGUAAAGAAACAUCGAAAGGAGUAUGAAUGAAGAUUCGUGAAUGUUAUUAGGUAAUUAGCAGUAAUAGCACUGGUUUUGUUGGUGGCAACAAUGGCAACACAACAACAAUAAUCACUGUGUAAUGCUAGUCUUUUUGUUUAAACGUGUAUUAGACUGUAUCGCUUGAUAGGUAUACCUAAGGAUAGGGGAAGACAACGCGGUACUUUUAUCAGCAGACUAUCCUCGUUAUUGUCAUUGCAUUCCGUGCGUACAUUGUGAAAGAAUACGUUGUCUUCUCCCCUCAAGAUUUUAGUUUCAACGACAUAUCUGUACACCACCAAUGUACAUAUAUACGUAAACCUCGAGCGUAUUACAGAGCGCGUUCCUAUUUCUUAUAUUUUGAAAAGGGCUUAAAAGACGUCUCUCUCUCUCUCUCUCUCUCUCUUACUCUCUCUCUCUCUUACUCUCUCUCUCUCUCUCUCUCUUUGGUUGCUAAUUUAUUCUUACCGUUAUCCUUUUAAUUUCGAUACAAAAAGAUAAUUUAUUUUUUACAUUCUCCACGUCAUUCUCGAGACUGUUAUGUCGACUUAGGAACAACUUAAAACGGACAUAAAUAAUAUAGAAAUAUAUAGAAAAUUCUAUUUUUCUUGGAAAAAGAAAUCAUCGAUAUAUAUGUAUACAAAUAUUUUACGCUUCAACCACCAAAUAAAAUUAAAUAUACUUUAAGUUCAUUCCUUUCUCGAAAUACAAUGUGAUUGUUAUGACUAUAUAACACAAUAUUUUUAUACUGUCGAUACCUCAUCUCCUUUCAUGUUUUCUCACAUAAACGAUAUUUGUUAAACGCAGCUUGUUUGCAAAUAAGUUUUAGAAUACAUAAUCGUUUAGUAUUCUACCCAAUGAUAAAGACCUAUCUAUGUUGUGAUUUGUAAGUGUGAAACAAGUCUCUGGCAAUUUAAAAAAGAGAAUAAAUAUCUAUAUAAGUUA